AUGGCGUUAUCACCGGAGAGCGCCGACUUGAACAUCGAGAAGCCCGUAAUUUUGGCCUACCAUAGGCAGGCUGAUUUUGCAGCGUUUUUGGUGAACGAGUAUUUUAUCAAGCCUAGCAAGCAGCUAGAAGAGGCGAGGCAGGAUGACACAAACGGACUGCUGCCACUUGUAUCGCUUGACUGCCUGCUGCAGAGCGGCGAUAUUGACAAGAUAGUUGGGCACAUUUGCGAGGUGACGCACUUGAUAGACGAACGGCAUGUUCAACAACGGAAACCGUUUCGCAUUCUGGAAAAACCUUUACUCAUUCCGGCUAUGCUGGCAGCCUUGCUGCAUCGUAUUCUUUUCGAAAAGGUCGGUGUUUUUAUCUCAUCAACAACAUUUGAUUUGUGGGCAAGCACGGCUCUCGGCUUUCCAGCGAGAACUAGUCGCCUUUGGCUAGAUGCGUGCGCGAAAGUCGAAGAGGCCUUGGAAAACAGCAGCGUCAAGCAGCUUCUUUGCAAGCGUAGCGCCUCCGAUACAGGCAUUCACGCCAUAAAAAAGCAAGCUGACUCGAAAGGAGCACUCUUUUCCCUGUGGUGCAGCGCUUGCUCAAUGCUGUGUGCAUCGCUUGCAACUCCUCUGCUUUCGAUAGAAGCGUGCCAAGAACACUUCAGUCAGGCUGUUGAACGCUCGAUAAGCUUUCGAAAGGAUAUCGAAUCGAAAGGAAGCAGUACAUUGUAUGGGAAGAGUGCGCCGGGUUUUAACCUUCACGCGGCCGGAGAACCAGAGCUAUGUAGCUGUCUUGUCUUUCAUUCGUUUUUCCGUCAGCUGGAAAUGCUCUUCCAUAGGGCGAUCGACUCGAAAGUGAAAAUGAAUGUCUCGGCGCACAUUUCGUUUGCUGUGUUUGUGGGAUGUCUAAAUGUCUUUACCUACUAUCGGUACUCUGCAAGCAAGGCGGAAUCCAUGUACAGGCUUCUCGACACCGUAGCUCAAGUCGCAGAUGGGAAAAGCCUGACCCAUCAAUUUGACCUGAAGAGUGUUGAAGUGCGACACCUGUCGAGGUACGUGCAACGGGCUUCUGUGCUUAGCAGUGAUGAUGUGUUCAGCGAGAUCUCGCAUCGCCGUGCACGAAAAGAGUCAUGGGCCUCCCCUGCAUCUGUACUGCCGCGUUUCGCUGAGAUGAACUAUAGUACAAUAUGCAUGACUCGCAUUUACCCGUUUUCAAUGGUGGCAGCGACGGGCCCUGAGUUGGACGAUAUGGGUGGGUGUAGCGAUUCCACUGAUGUGGGGGUGCAUCCCGAGUGUGAAGACGACGAGAACUUUGUAGAGAUGACAACCAUUUUUCUCGAUGAAAGCGGAGAUGAGAGAUGCACACAAUACAUUCUUUCUGCAGAAGAAGCAGCUGUCAAGAGGCAAGUCCAAGAAAAGCUUUAUGGAGAAAAGUAA
Molecule: messenger RNA, 1425 nt
Organism: Leishmania major strain Friedlin
Lineage: Eukaryota; Euglenozoa; Kinetoplastea; Trypanosomatida; Trypanosomatidae
Exons: 1
Coding region: 1-1425 (474 amino acids)
Source: RefSeq, a predicted model, not a curated record